UGGAGAUAUCUUGGUAAAACACUUCCAAACAGCCAGAUCCCGUGUAUUGGAGAUUAUGUUAGGAUUGUCUGUAGUCUUUGUAACAAGUACCGGCCUCCUAUCAACUCUGGAACAUUUGAUGACGAUAUCACCAUUGCAUCAACAAUGACAAUGUUGGCCAAACAGACAAACGGACUUCAACAGUUUGUUCUUGAAAAUGGGCUUGAUAAAAGAUCCAUGAAAUGGACUUCCAUCGACGCUGACAGCAACACCAUCACCGAUUUUCCCAGGCUUACUGAGGGAGAUAUCAGAAACCUUACAAUUGGUGUCUAUCAGCUAAAGACGGCAAAAUCAUAUGCGGCAGAACAUCUUACAGAUGAUGGAUUAUUUGAAAUUUUUGUGAGCGAUGAUAUACCCAAUAUUGUCAGUGCCAAAAUUCAAAGCCGCCACACUUCAUCUAAAAAGUAUUCCUUGUGGAUAAAAUACGAUAUCACCAUCUUGUUCUGGUAUUGUACCUGUAAAAAUGGAUCCCGGGUUGUUGGAAUGUGCGGUCACAUAUCCUGUAUUAUCUGGUAUUUAGCCUUUGCUAGAUAUCAGAACGAAUCUUGCGGUAUUCGUGACUGGACAGAGGAAGUGGAUGAUGCGGCGAGAUCCAUCGCCAGCUCCGAGGAUGAGGAUACUGUCGAUUAUGAUGGACAAGAAGAGUAGUGCAAACCAUACUUUUGUUUAACGUUAAUUGACGAUAUUUAGUUAAUCACGCCCAAAAUGAAUUUAUC
Molecule: messenger RNA, 755 nt
Organism: Ostrea edulis (European flat oyster)
Lineage: Eukaryota; Metazoa; Mollusca; Bivalvia; Ostreida; Ostreidae
Exons: 2
Coding region: 145-687 (180 amino acids)
Molecular function (GO): zinc ion binding
Source: RefSeq, a predicted model, not a curated record